AUGGGGAAUACAUUCUCUUCUUCAGAAGAUCUCUCCAGUUCUCAUAACGAAAACAACAAGAGAAAAACAUCUACUGCCUCAAAAGGUGGAAAGCCUAAAAUUCUUUCAAUACAAGAGUAUGAAGCAGAAUUGGAUCUUUUAACCAAUGAACCAAAAUCCUCUGACGAUACAGACACAGGGGAAUAUUUUUCUGAUGAAGAUGAUGACAAUGACAAAAAUGAGAUCAAAUCCUUUACAUUACCGAUUAACUUAUCUAUGGAACCAGAUAAUAAACAAUAUUGGCAAAGUAAAAUACGUACAGCACCAAAUCCAGAAUACUUAGAAGAAUGGAAAUUCCAAAUCCCUCUUGUUACUAUACACAAAUCUACGCUUAUUUGUUGUAUCGUUGGAUUUUUCGGAAAUGAAGAAUAUCUGUGUGGAGAAGCUUUUCUACCAUUUGAAAAUUUAAAUUUAAAUAUUGAAAAUAUUCUCACAGUAAAUUUUCAACCAAUACAUGUUCUACCGGUUACACAUGAUUUGCAAUUAACAAAGACAGAAGUUGAAACAGACGAUAAAAGUAAAAUUGCAACGUCAAAAUUAGCCGAUCAAGAUCGACCAUCAAUUUGUCCACAGAAUGAAAAUGCAAUCAUUUUCAAUACACGAUUAUCUAAAGUUUUACUUAUGCUACGAUUAAGUCAAAAUACUGGACGAUUUGAAUGUUGUAUUCAACAAAUUAAUCUUAUUGGUAUACGAAUAAGUAAAAUACCAAAACGAAGUAUCUAUGUGAAAUUAUUUAUUAGAACAGAAGAAGAUGGUUUAAUCAAUAAAGCGCAUAGUGCAUCUUAUCAACAACAAUCUACAAUACACAUGAAUGAAACAUUUGCAUUCUAUAUAAAACCGUAUCAAAUAGGUCGAAUCACUGUAGAAUUUUCAUUAUUCAAAAGAAAACCAUUCAAUAAACGAAUUAUAAUUGGAACGUGCAAAAUAGGUAAAUAUAAUACAAGUAUUAAUGAAUUAGAACAUUGGGAACGUGUAUUAGCUACAAAAGAUCAAGUCAUAUCACAAUGGCAUAAAUUCUAUCCAAUAGCAAUAACACCACCGGAAAUGACAUUGAAAAUGGAAGAUUGA
Molecule: messenger RNA, 1107 nt
Organism: Schistosoma curassoni
Lineage: Eukaryota; Metazoa; Platyhelminthes; Trematoda; Strigeidida; Schistosomatidae
Source: the annotation of a GenBank genome assembly